GGGAGGAUGAACGACACGUUGCGUGGAAGGACAGGUUCAAGAAGGCGCUAAUCAGCGCUGAUCAUUGCACGCGCCCCACUGGCAACGCCCGCUCCUCUGGUACUUACAUACUGUACCCUCUUACAGCCUUUUCACCGUUCCACAGACUUAGGGCACAAGGAUGUUGCUGAUUCCUUCUCUUCCUCCCGUCUGUUGCCCUCCUCAGCACUCCUCUAACAUGUUCUGACAACCUUUCACUUCCAACGCACACAGGUGGACGAUGGGUGGCUGCCGGAUCAGGCAGUUGGAUUCUCCAACCAAACACAAUGAAGUUGCGGGUUCAGUGGCCACUUCCAACCAUUUGUUUCUCUCGCGACCCGAUUCCCACGCCCGUUCGCUUACAGCGAGUUCAACCCUCUCACCCCCUCUUCAACAAGCCAUGUUCGCCCAACCCCGCCCCACCACCUCCCCCACCGGCUCCAACACGCCUUCCUCCUCCUCCUCCCUUGCGCGUCUGGUCGGACUGACCUCAUCACAGACAUCGGACAUGGACCUGGUCGCCAGCCCGGUCCCCAUGUUGCUCGACGCAGUGCCCCUGUUUGAGUCGCCGAUGACUGCGCUUGCGAAGGAUUUGGAGAGGGGUUUGAAGACUACAACCCCCGGCCCAUUCCUCCGCACCCGCCAACCCUCCGACGACGAUUCCGAGACCGAGCUCCGGGACGGGUCACCCCCUUCCCGCGUGUUGGGUGACGCCAUGGAGAACCCAUUCUUGACCAAGCCGCCUAAAUUCCCUCUUGCGCUUGACAUGGCUACUGCACCGCGUAUGCCGCGGAGGUCGAAGUUGAGGGAUUCCGGGAUAUGUUUGGAGGACGAUGAGGGUGUCUUUGGGUUUGUUGGUGGGGGUGUUGCUAUUGGGCCAGCGGGAAGGUCUCACUGGGCGUCCAAGGACCGACAAAGGCCUGCCUCCGCACGCCCGGGGUUCGCCAGACAGUCCAGCGAACCUACACUGUUCCGACGAAAGAGGCAGUUGCAAGUAAGCCCCUCUACACAAGACCCUAUGAACUCAGACGGCGCCGUAUCCGACGCGUGCACCGGCCGCGGCCCAACCUCCGGCGAACUGCCGCCCCAGAAGAUGAGGCGUACACAAAGCUGCUAUUCCGGCCUGCCACGUCCUUCCACCGUCGAAGCGGAAUGCGCCAAGGUUUAUGGACACGAAGGUUCAUUGCUGCCUUGCUUCCCCGGCAAAUCGGACGCGCAUAAGCGUAUUUCCGGCGAGAUGCUCGUAAGGCUGAUCAACGGCGAAUACGCGCACGCGGUCGACGAGUACCACAUCAUUGACUGCCGGUUCCCGUACGAGUACGCGGGCGGGCACAUUGAGAACGCGCUCAACGUCAACACAAAAGAAGACCUGCAGCGGUUGUUCUUUAGCCCGCCUACGGAGAACAAGCGGACUGUGAUUGUGUUUCAUUGCGAGUUUUCGUCGCAUCGUGCUCCUAGGAUGGCCUCGUUCAUGCGCACGCAGGAUCGUGAGCUGAACAUGCAAGAAUACCCAAAGCUGUUUUACCCCGAGAUCUACAUCCUGCAGGGCGGGUACAAGGAGUUUUUCAAUGAGUAUAAGACCCGCUGCCUCCCCCAACGCUACGUCGAGAUGUGCGACGCGUCCCACACCGAGACGCUCAAGCUCUCCAUGCGCAACUACAGGAAAGAGUUUGGACGGAGCGCGUCGGAGAGCUGUCUGAGGAGCUUCGGAGCUUGCAAAUGAUGGAUCCCCGAAACGCCCCGACUGUUUGUUUUUACCCACCCAUCCACCCACCAACAACACCCGCGUGUCUGCCGAUAGCUCCCCCUCGGAACACAAGAAUAUACCAACAGGACGAUACCGUGAAAGACAAUUCAAAUACCCCCGCCUUCGCCUUUGUGAAAGGAACGACAUGCAGAGAUAGAGACAUCUCCCCGGUUGGGGGUGGGAAUGGACAGUGGACUGGACUAUAUGUUCGCUCUUUUGUUUUUUUCCUUUUUUGAGGUGUUGCUGAGGACACUCUCUGGGAUUUGGAUGUAUAUAUAUUUAUUAAACAGUUUUUUUGGAGAGUUGUCGUAGAAAAAAGAGUUUUCGGACGUAAAAAAACGACGGG
This is a messenger RNA of Fimicolochytrium jonesii, 2111 nucleotides long. RefSeq names its product Rhodanese-like domain-containing protein. The transcript has 8 exons. NCBI's taxonomy places the organism in Eukaryota, Fungi, Chytridiomycota, Chytridiomycetes, Spizellomycetales, Powellomycetaceae. Gene Ontology annotation, molecular function: protein tyrosine phosphatase activity. Gene Ontology annotation, biological process: positive regulation of G2/MI transition of meiotic cell cycle; positive regulation of G2/M transition of mitotic cell cycle; G2/M transition of mitotic cell cycle. Gene Ontology annotation, cellular component: cytoplasm; nucleus. The coding region runs from base 260 to 1741 and encodes 493 amino acids. The record is from RefSeq and is a predicted model, not a curated record.